UCCGGCACCGUGGCACCGCCUACUUAUUCGCGCAACCUCAAUUUCGCUUCUUCUGACUUGAAUCCUUCCUCUGACCAUUGUGAGCUGUUGAAUCGCCGACAACUUCGCUUUGGGUUUGCAGACAGUCAUUUGGCAUCACCACUCACCAUGUCGUCUGGAAAUGCUGUCAUCGGCAAGCCUGCCCCAGCCUUUAAAGCCACAGCUGUAGUCAAUGGACAGUUCAAGGACAUUCAGCUGUCUGACUACAAAGGAAAAUAUGUGGUGUUUUUCUUCUACCCUCUGGACUUCACAUUUGUCUGCCCCACUGAGAUCGUGGCAUUCAGCGACCGAGUGGACGAGUUCCGCAAAAUCGGUUGCGAGGUUCUCGCCUGCUCUGUCGACUCUCACUUCAGUCACUUGGCCUGGAUUAACACACCACGGAAGCAAGGAGGUCUGGGUAACAUGAAAAUCCCCCUUGUGGCAGACCUCACAAAGAGCAUUUCCAGAGACUAUGGCGUGCUGAAGGAGGAUGAUGGCAUUUCGUACAGGGGACUGUUUGUGAUUGACGACAAAGGCAUUUUGAGGCAGAUCACCAUCAAUGACUUGCCGGUGGGUCGCUCUGUGGAUGAGACCAUGCGCCUUAUCCAGGCAUUCCAGCACACUGACAAAUAUGGUGAAGUGUGCCCCGCGGGCUGGAAACCAGGCGGUGACACGAUCAUCCCUGACGUUGAGAAGAGUAAAGAGUUCUUCUCCAAGCAGUAAAUGUGAAGGUCACUUCACCGUAACAGCAGCACUUUCCUUCUGAUGAAAUGUGCUUCUGUAGAAUUGUCAUAAGUGACUUCCUACUUAGCCAAAGCCCAACCUAUUACUGGUUCGAUACUUCUCUUUGUAUGUCCACUGGAGAGACGAUCUCCAAGUCUCAAGCACUGAAAAGUUCAUUUCCUUGUUUUUCAGAAAAAUACCGAGAAUUUCAUUUUUUCUAAUUUUGCCACUGAUUAAAGCAGUAGGAAUGAGAA
Messenger RNA from Corythoichthys intestinalis (scribbled pipefish), 995 nucleotides. RefSeq names its product peroxiredoxin 2 (gene prdx2). Gene Ontology annotation, molecular function: thioredoxin peroxidase activity. Lineage: Eukaryota; Metazoa; Chordata; Actinopteri; Syngnathiformes; Syngnathidae. Gene Ontology annotation, biological process: hydrogen peroxide catabolic process; cellular response to stress; response to oxidative stress. The transcript has 6 exons. The coding region runs from base 148 to 741 and encodes 197 amino acids. The record is from RefSeq and is a predicted model, not a curated record. Gene Ontology annotation, cellular component: cytosol.